Molecule: messenger RNA, 2857 nt
Organism: Mesocricetus auratus (golden hamster)
Lineage: Eukaryota; Metazoa; Chordata; Mammalia; Rodentia; Cricetidae
Product: protein NYNRIN-like
Biological process (GO): DNA integration
Molecular function (GO): nucleic acid binding
Source: RefSeq, a predicted model, not a curated record
AGUCAACGCGGGACGAGCCAAGACUGCCCCCGGGGUCCGUCUCCGGGGACACCAACCUGGAGUCCACUGGGAAGUAGACUUUUCUGAAAUUAAACCUGGCAUGUAUGGAUACAAAUAUCUCUUAGUUUUUAUAGACACCUUCUCUGGAUGGGUAGAGAUCUACCCUACCAAACAUGAGACUGCAAAGGUGGUCACCAAGAAACUAUUAGAAGAAAUCUUUCCCCGAUAUGGGGUGCCUCAGGUAUUAGGAUCAGACAAUGGGCUGGCCUUUGUCUCCCAGGUAAGUCAGCAGGUGGCCAAGAUACUGGGAAUUGAUUGGAAAUUACACUGUGCAUAUAGACCCCAGAGCUCAGGUCAGGUAGAACCUAUGAAUAGAACAAUUAAGGAGGUCUUAUCUAAAUUAAUGCUAGCAGCUGGCUCAAAGGAUUGGGUGCAACUCCUACCCCUGGCUCUGUAUCGAGCCAGGAACACUCCAGGCCCCCACGGCCUUACCCCUUUUGAAAUUCUAUAUGGGGCUCCACCCCCAGCCAUCACUUUCUUUGAUUCUGAUAUUUCGGGCUAUGCUAAUUUCCCCUCUCUCCAAGCACACCUUCAGGCCCUGCAGAUCAUGCAGAAAGAAGUUUGGAAGCCCUUAGCAGCCGCAUACCAGGACGCAACAGUGCCUCACCAGUUCCAAAUCGGAGACUCAGUCUGGGUCCGGAGACACCAAACCAAAACCCUCGAGCCUCGCUGGAAGGGACCAUAUACGGUAAUCCUGACAACGCCUACAGCACUGAAAGUUGACGGUAUCACCACCUGGAUCCACGCAUCCCACGUGAAGGCUGCCCACCCGGACGCUUCCACGUCUCCUGCCCAGGCAUGGAGACUCCAAUGCUCUCAAAACGCCCUAAAGAUAAGACUUAUUUGAAAUUAGUUGUCUUGUUUGCCCUUUUGACUACCCCCAUCCUGUCGACCAGCCCCCAUACCCUAAAACAAUUAACCUGGCAGAUAGUCUCCCCAGCAGGAAAUGUCUUGUGGUCUCAGUCAGGGAACCAUGCCGUGGGAACUGGGUGGCCCUCGCUCACCCUGGACUUUUGCCAACUGGUGGCAGGGUCAGACUAUUGGGAUAUACCCGACUAUGAGGCAGACACAUUGCCAGAAAAACUAAGAUCAAACCCUGGCAAUAGAAGCGUGCAUGGCUAUGGUGUCCGGGGAGUCCGGAUACCAAUAGGGUGUGCCACCAUCGAGAAAAGGUGUAAACUGGGUCACCAAGACUUAAUUGUGCCCAAAGGAUGGGAGGGACUUCUACACGUCUCGUAAAUGUGGAUGCUAUGACCCUUACUUUUGCACCGCCUGGGGCUGUGAGACCACCGGCUGUGCAUACUGGAACCCCUCAUCUUCCUGGGACAAGGUCACCAUAUUAAAGGGCUGGGGGGAGAGACAUUGUUCAAACUGUUCUAGAGGACUCUGCCUUUGCCUUAACAUCACCUUUGCACCGAGUGGUAAAAAGGCUCCAGAAUGGAUCAGGGGAUAUACUUGGGGGCUCCGCUGGUACAUAGAAGGAGAAGAUCAGGGGGGGUGGUUAACUUUAAAAUACAACUUAGAGUACAACAGGCCUCCCAACCAAUCGGUCCCAACCAAGUCCUGGCGGAGCAGAGGCCGGCAUCCUCCUCCGGUUUCAUACCAACCCCCCUGCCAGUGGGUAACUCAGAGCUGAAAUAACCACACCAACCUCGCCCCCUGACCAGUCCCAGGAUACCCAGUCCCAGGAAGACUUCCUGGGGACAGGGGAUAGACUUAUUAACUUAGUAAAAUGAGCCCACCAGGCCCUUAACUCCUCAGACCCCGAUCGAGCUAGAGACUGUUGGCUAUGCCUCAGCAUAGCCCCCCCCUACUAUGAGGGAAUUGCUGUUUCAGGAAAUUUCUCUAAUUAUACCAGAGCCCCGGAAUCGUGUUUGGUACUGCCUCACCACAAGCUAACUUUACCCGACGUUUCUGGGCAAGGCACAUGUUUAGGUCAGGUUCCUAGGUCGCACCAGCCGCUCUGCAAUCGAACCGUCCAGACUCUGUCAGCAGGGAUCUACUAUCUGGCUGCCCCAAAUGGUAUGUACUGGGCCUGUAACACAGGUCUCACCCCCUGUAUAUCGGCCCAAGUGUGGAACCAAACCUCAGAGCUCUGUGUGUUGAUCCAGCUGUGGCCCAGGAUCACCUAUCAUAGUUCACAGACCGUUUAUGAGUUCUUCGAAGACACCCCUAGAAGGCAGAGGUAGGAGCCAGUAACCAUGACUCUCGCAAUCCUCCUGGGAGUCGGGGACAUUGGGGCAGGGAUAGGCACUGGAACUCAUGCCAUGAUACAGACAGGGAGAUUCCAAGCCUUGCAUGACGCCAUGCAUGCAGACCUAAAAGCGGUUGAAAAGACAAUCACUGCCCUCGAAAGAUCCCUGACCUCUCUAUCUGAAGUUGUUUUACAAAAUAGACGGGGAUUAGAUUUACUCUUUUUAAAGGAGGGCGGAUUAUGUGCGGCCCUUAAAGAAGAAUGUUGCUUUUAUGCAGACCAGACAGGGAUAGUAAGAGAGACAAUGGCUAAGCUAAGAGAGAGGCUGGCCCUGUGAGAAAGAGAGUUUAGUUCACAACAAGGCUGGUUUGAAGGAUAGUAUAACAGAUCACCCUGGUAUGUUACCUUACUUUCUACUCUUAUGGGACCUCUAGUUAUACUGGUAAUCAUUCUAAAAUUUAGUGCCUGUAUCCUUAACCGGCUGGUUCGGUUUAUCAAGGAAAGGCUGUCCGUCAUCCAGACCUUGGUCCUAACUCAUCUGUAGGCUUCAAUGGACGCUGUAACGAUACGCGACACAAAAUUACUGACAGUAAAGCUAAGUAU